GCCCCUCUGUGGUCUCAGGAGUGCGGUACAUCUAUGUUCAGCACCGGCAUCUGUGCCUCUGUCAGCGAUGACCUAGAACCAAGAGAGGCAAUCGCUCCAACAGCACAAAGGUGCUCCACAUAUAUGGACAUUGUGAUCGUGCUGGAUGGCUCCAACAGUAUCUACCCCUGGUACGAGGUCCAGAACUUCCUCAGCAACAUCCUCAGCAAGUUCCACAUCAGCUCAGAUCAGAUGCAGGUUGGUAUACUGCAGUAUGGUGAGGUAGCAGUCCACGAGUGGUCUCUGAAGGACUACCAGACCACACAGGAGGUGGUGGAGGCCGCCAAGAACAUCAGCAGACAGGAGGGACGGGAGACGCGCACUGCAUAUGCCAUCCACAUGGCCUGCUCGGAGGCGUUCAGCACUGAGCGUGGAGCAAGGGAGGGCGCCACCAAGGUGAUGAUCGUAGUGACGGACGGAGAGUCACAUGACGGGGAGGAGCUACAAGACGCUCUGAGGGAGUGCGAGAACAGAAACAUCACCAGAUACGCCAUCGCUGUUCUGGGUCAUUACAUCCGCCGGCAGCAGGACCCUGAGGCAUUCAUUAGAGAGAUUAAGUAUAUCGCCAGCGAUCCUGAUGACAAAUAUUUUUUCAAUGUGACCGAUGAAGCUGCACUCAAUGACAUUGUGGAUGCCCUGGGGGAUCGCAUCUUCACUUUGGAAGGCACACUGGGCUACAACGAGAGCUCGUUCCACAUGGAGAUGUCUCAGAUCGGCUUCUCCACGCACACGCUGGAUGAUGGCAUUCUGUUUGGGAUGGUAGGCGCCUAUGACUGGGAUGGUGGCGUGUUGAAGGAGGGGACCAACGGACGCAUUAUGCCGCCCAGAGAGGCUUUUGAAAGCGAGUUUCCACUGGAGCUCAAAAAUCAUGCUGCUUAUUUAGGUUACACAGUGUCAUCUGUGGUGGUUGGUGACUGGAAGAGGCUGUAUGUAGCUGGGGCUCCUCGAUUCAAACACAAAGGCAAAGUCAUCCUAUUUGAACUCAGUAAUGAGGGUGAUGUCAACAUUGUACAGGCCCUCAAUGGGGAACAGAUUGGAUCUUACUAUGGCAGCGAGCUGUGUGGCCUGGAUAUCGACCAGGAUGGCAUCACUGAUGUCCUUCUGGUGGCAGCUCCAAUGUACCUCGGCUCAGGAAACAAGGAGGCUGGUAGAGUCUACAUCUACACCCUCAGUGGGGAGGAGGUGUUUGUAUCUAAUGGUACUCUGAAGUCAGAGGAAAAGUCCCAGGAUGCCAGGUUUGGUUAUGCACUGGCAGCCGCUCCAGACCUCAACCACGACGGCUUCACUGACCUGCUAGUGGGAGCCCCGCUGGAGGAUGAACACAGGGGGGCCAUCUAUGUCUACCAUGGAGACGGCAUUUACAUCAUCCACAGUUUCAAGCAGCGUAUUUCAGGGUCAUCGAUUUCCCCCUCCCUGAAGUAUUUUGGCCGCAGUGUGAGUGCUCGGUUGGAUUUGGAUGGAGAUGAGCUAAUAGACUUGGCAGUGGGAGCACAGGGCAACGCUGUGCUGCUCAGCUCUCGAAGCAUUGUCCAGAUCAAUGUGAGACUGUCCUUCCAGCCACACUCCAUCAACGUCAUUCAGAAGACGUGCCAGAGGGGAGGCAGAGAAUCAGCCUGUCUCAAUGCCACUGCCUGUUUCACAACUGUGUCCCGCUCCCCUGGGUCACACAGCAACAGCUUUGAUCUGUGGGUGUCGGCCAUGUUGGAUGACAGGAAGUUGUCUGCACGGGCGCUGUUUGACGACAGCUCCCACCGACAGACCCAGCUGGCAGUCCAAGUUCACACAGGACAAACUCUCUGCUACAAACUGCCCUUCCAUGUCUAUGACACAGCAGAUUACAUCCGUCCAAUUAGCUUCUCACUGCGGUUUAAGAUCAACAAUACAGAGAGUGGCCCAGUGUUGGAUGAAGGCUGGCCAACAGCUGUCAAGAAGUCUAUCCAGUUCUUUAAAGACUGUGGUGAGGAUGAUGUGUGUACAACAGACCUGGUGCUGCAGGCUCAUACGGACAUCUCAGGGACAAGACAGAAGCCUUAUGUGAUUCGCAGCCCUCGUAGGCGUCUGGCAGUGGAGGUGCAGCUUCAGAACAGACUGGAAAAUGCCUACAACACCAGCCUGACGCUGCACUAUUCACGCAACCUGCACUUCUCCAGCCUCAGUAUUAGGGAGGAUGCCCACUUUAAGAUUGAGUGCACAGCACUUGGUGCCAACAGCCACUUGUGUAAUGUCAGCUAUCCAGUAUUUCGCUCCCAGUCAAAAGUUAACUUCAUGUUGGAAUUUGAGUUCAGCUGCACAUCUCUGCACAGUCGAGUGCAGAUGAAGCUUAAUGCUGCCAGUGACAGUGUGGAGAGAGAGGAUACUUUGGGGGACAACAGUGUUCAGCUGCAGAGUUUUGUUCAGUAUGAACCAGACUUGUUUGUUAGCAGUGACUCUAAUUUGAACCGAUAUGAGGUCCAUCCCACUCGGACAGUAUCAGAGGCAAUUGGACCAGAGUUCUACACACACCUCAGGGUACAGAACCUUGGCUGUUACUCUGUAAGUAAUCUGGAGCUCAGGCUGCAUCUGCCCUCUGUGGCUGCGGGAGACAGAGUCUUUAUGACCGUCAGUGAUGUCUUUUCAUACAACGCCACAGGGGUGAACUGCAGCAUGCAGAGUAAUCUUCCCCAGCUGAAGGCCAGACAGAGAGACGUACGCGCCCUUCAUCCUGAAGACAUGAUGCAGAAUGACAUACUGAACUGCAGCAGAUCAUGGUGCACUGAGGUCGUGUGUGAAGUCCAGCAGCUUCUAAGAGGGCAGGCCGCCGUCAUUCGUGUCAGCCGCAGAGUUCAUGAUGAUUUUUUCAGAAACGCCAAAUACAAGUCAGUGAGGGUAAUAGGUGCCUAUCGCCUCGCAGCUCAGGAGACUAACCUCAUUACUCUGGGCACAGGAAUAGUUUGGAGGGAGGUAAAAAGACUAUCUCGAACAGUACUGGAGGUGCUAAAGGGCCGAGCAAUUCCCAUCUCGUUGUGGAUUCUGAUUGGUAGCAUCAUUGGAGGUUUGCUGUUACUGGCCCUCAUCAUUUUCAUACUAUGGAAGCUGGGAUUCUUCGCACGCAAACAGAGAGGUGAGGAUGAGAACCAUGAGGACUGAGCCCAACUUCGGCUGCCAUGAUAACUACCGCUUGAGCCCACCUCUUGCCAGGCACAGAUACAGACCUGGGAUAUGACUCAAAACACAGAUGCACCAGGGACCUCUAAGACCAAAGAGAGCAUCACAAGGGUCCAACAGAAAUGCACUACCCACUAUUUUCAGGGUUGGGAGCACUUAUGUAAAUAAUCUUUUUCUAAUUUUAAGGAAAAAUCAAACUGUA
Molecule: messenger RNA, 3385 nt
Organism: Micropterus dolomieu (smallmouth bass)
Lineage: Eukaryota; Metazoa; Chordata; Actinopteri; Centrarchiformes; Centrarchidae
Gene: itga10
Product: integrin, alpha 10
Exons: 26
Coding region: 34-3165 (1043 amino acids)
Biological process (GO): cell-cell adhesion; cell adhesion mediated by integrin; integrin-mediated signaling pathway
Cellular component (GO): external side of plasma membrane; integrin complex
Molecular function (GO): integrin binding
Source: RefSeq, a predicted model, not a curated record